AUGGGAAGUCUGAAGACCCUGGGCCUGCUGCCCAGUAAGAGCAUGGGCCUCCCCUCCCUCCAGAAGCCUGUGGACAGGCACCGUCUGUCAGGCUUCCUCUACAAUAUCUCCAUGUACCUCCAGGAGAUGGGUGCUGAGCUGGAGGAGCGACAGCUCGUCUCUGACGAGGAACAACUGUGGGAGAAGGUAUUGCAGUCCUUUAUCCAGUCAGAGGGGGGCGCUGCGCUGAACCAGUGGGACACCCGGGAGCCCCCCAGGCCCAGCGUCAGACUCCAGGACUGGUUCCUGUCCCUGAGAGGCAGCCCUCACUGGGACGGGCUGCUGGGGCUUCUGCAGAGCCUCAUGUCCCUGUCUGAGCGGCAACCCCACAGGCCCCUGCUUGACUUCCUGUCCCAGAACUGGAGGACAGUGAGUGCCCUGCUUGAGGCGGCCCUGCAGGCGCUGGUCAGCGGGACCUAUGGCCAGGCCAGCGCCGGGCUGCAGGGCUUCAUCUGUGCCCUUAGGGGCCGCAAUGAAUGUGCCUUCAGUGUCAGCUGGCUAACACAGUUUCUCCGCUUCAUGGAGACACGCAACUGGAAGCCCGUGGUGAACCUGCACCCUGCGGGGAUGGGGGCCAACCAGAGAAGGGGCUCAGCUGCUUUUGGGCGCCUGAAACCCUUCAGCAUGCCCCCCAAGGCCCUGAGAGAUGAGGGGUUGUCUCGGAAUGCCACUCAAGGGGAUGUUGGGGACAGAAGGGACAUGGGGGGAGACCUGGACUCCCUUCAUACACUGCUCCUGCAGGCUUUAUCACGCUCUGAUGGGGGGCAGAGGGCGGGGCAGCUGGCAGAGCAAAACCCUGCCCUGCUGCAGGGAUUGGACGGCCUCAGAAGGGGAUUCUUGCACAGGGUGGGCAGCUCCGUGUACGGCAACCUGAGGAGAAAGGUGUCCCGUGUUACCAUGGCGCUGCUUGAUGAUGUCAGCAGCGUGGUGGACGUGACACAGCUCAAACAUAAGGGCAGAUGUUCCGUAGGUGACCUGAGACAGCUAAUCUUAUGGGGGAUUAGACAUAAUGUCACAUGGAAUGCUCAGGCUCUGGGCUUCAACUCACAGGGGCCUCCCAGCACCCCUCCCUUCCUCUCCUGCCCAGCCAUAGAGGGUGAGAGCGGGGACCCUAGACCCCCACCACGCCCCUCUCGCCCUAGACCAGCCCUGUCACAGCGCAGGGCACCCAAACAGAAACAACCACCCACCUCAACCCCAGUACCCCGCAGUUCCCGUCUCCUCAAGCCCCAGUCCGAGGCAGUAGAAGUUGGCCACAGCCACCUGAGAGAGAUGGGGUACUUUGCCUCAGCAGAGAUCCUGGAAGCAGCGUGUAACGCCUCUAUCCCAGGCCUUACAGGUGUGUCCAACUUCACUGUGUUCCUCUACUGUAACCUGUUUGACGGGGACGAUGGGUCUGUGGACCCGGAGGUUGGUCAGGUUGGACCCGACCUACACGCCACGUGUUCCGACGCCGCCUGGUACCUGUCUGCAGCCGAGGAUGACUUCCUGUGGGUCCACGUCUGCAGCGAGUUCUUCGCUCACCAGUUCAACAACACUGUGUGUGCCAACACCUCCUUUUGGCUGCAGAGAGCACACCAGGCUGCAGAGAUGAAGGACUACCACUACUUCAACCAGUCCAGUAUAGGUGACCUGUGUGUGCAGCUGUCAGGGGAGGUGGUGGAGGGCGGGGGCAGCCCAGGGCCUGACGAAGCCUGCCUGGCCCAGCUGGGCACCAGGUCACUCAGCGCCCAGGACUUCAGACGCUGCUUCCUGCCCAACACUUCUGCUCUGGUCUCAGCCCUGUGUGGCAGCGAGUCCCCUGAGGCCCAUCCCUCCCACCCAUCCCUUCCGGAGGGCAGCUGGGCUGCAGAGUACUGCUCCAGACUCCACAACUUCUCCCACCCUGAAUCCAUAGAAGACACAUGUAACUACAGGAAGUGGAGCCUGCAGCAUUUCACCAACGCCACCCUACUGGAGCUCUGUGGCAGUACAGAGGGGCUGAGGGAGUAUGUUUGUAGCAAUGCCACCCUCUACCGCCGGCUACUCUCAGCCUAUCCUCAGUUCUCUGACCUUUGCGUUGACCUGGAUGUAGAACAGGAGGACAGGAAGUGCUUCCUCCAGUGGUUCUUUGACAUGCUCCCGGCGCCGUACGACUUUGACACAUCACAGCUGUGUGUGAGUCCUGCUCCGCUGCUCUUGGAGGCACUGCACAGGCUGAGUGUGUGUGAGGUGGAUGGGGGUGAACGCGGGGGCUGGGUUGGGGCUGUGGGUUACGUGCUGAGGGUACUGGACUUUGUGGUUGGGCUCUCGGCGGGAUUGGAUGAGGGGGAGGGGGAGGUGAGGCAGGGCCUGGGCCAGGCCAUCCUCCUUUCCAGUCUCCUUGACAACGCUUCAUUCUGGGCAACUCUGCGUCCCGACGCAUCACUGAGCGUGCUCCAAACCGUGGGCUUGUUCCUGCGCAGGGAACAGAGCGCAGCUCUCAAAGAGGACCUGCUCAGCUGCUUCAGUCCUGUAUUAUGGGACCUCAUUGAGAGAGAGGACAACUCCUCUGCCCUCAGAGUCCUAAUGCAGGAGUACCUCCAAAUGCCCAGGGAGAGUAUCCGCACACUGGUGAUGUCAGCAGAGAAAGAUGCGGUGAAGAGGUUUCUGUCUCACAUGCACCAGAGCUGGGACCAGCUGCACGUAGAGACCACUCAGAGAGAACUGCAGGCCAUGGAGACCAUGACGUCCGCCUUCAUCCACAAGUUCCCUCGUGUGACCCCUGACCUCUUCGUCGACCUAUCACAGUUCAUACCUUUCAUGUCCGUCUCUGACAUCAUGAGCUUCCCCACCUCCCUGAUGGUCAACACCAGUGUGUUGAUGGCGAUCCGUGACCACAGCACAGAGAUGAAGUCUCCACAGAAACAGGCAUUUGUGAAGAGGCUCCUGCAGUCCAGUGUAGUGGGAGAUGUCCCUUCCUGGCCACCAUAUUUCCUCAGCUCCAUCCUCCCACUGCUCCCACAUCUCCCAGUCAGCCAAUUUCAACAGCUGACAUCAGACCAGUUACCAGUGUAUUACACCAGAGAGACGAGGGCAUUAUUUCUCAACAGGCUGGGAGUUCUGGUUUGUUACCUGAAACCAGAGGAGCUGCGUCCGUUUCUGCUGGCUUCCCCUGUGUCCUCUGCUCUUUGGCAGCAGCUAGCUCUCUGUGUGUCUGAGGGACUCAUCAGUGAUUCAGGCAAGGCGGUGCGGCCUCUGAAUGCCAGCACUCUACCUCCUCCAGCACUGGCCACCCUCAGGGGUCUACUGCCCCAGCUAGGGUCUUCCUUCCUGCAGUCACUGCCCUCACUACAGCUCUUGGACCUGCUAACACAACCAGGUCUGCCCAGCUUCUCCCCAGCACAGCUCACCAUGGAUACACUGUGCAGGCUGAAACCCUUACUGCCUGGCCUGUCCCCUGCUGUGCUCAGAGGCAUACACUGGUCUGAGAUCAGUGGAACCACUCACUGCCAGUGCUGGCACACUCUACUGGCUGACCUGAAGCCUGCCCAUAGAGCCAUGCUCCACAGGGCACUGCAGGAGGCUUUAGCCAGCAACUCAAGGAACUUCACAGUGCAGCUCCAAUGUCUCCUGCCGUUUGUGCCCCUGAGGGAGCUGAUAGAGGUUCUGGAUAGAGAGACAUUCCUGAGAGAUAUGAGCCUGUACAGAGACCUGCCCUGGUCCCCCCAACAGGCUCAGCUACUUUUCAAGAGGAUCCAUCAAUCUGAAAUCAUUACCAGAGACACUAGGAAAUGCGUUGUAGAGGAGCUGCGGAAGAGACCAGAGGAAGACCUGGAUGGUAUAAGCCCCUGGUUUGCUGCAGAAUUACCGGUGAACCUGAUUGAGAGCCUGUCUAAUACUUCACUGACAGCCAUCCUGGCUCACAUUCAGCAGCACUUUGUGGACUUCCUCAAGCUGCCCCGUCAUAAGCAGAUGGCCUUAGCAGAAAAGGCCAUCACUGUGCUGAGCACCUCUCAGGGCCUGGCUGAGAGGGAGCUCAGGGUGGCCUCUGUGGACCUACUGGGGCCCCUGUUGCCCUUCCUGGACAGGGAUACCCUGGGGCUGGUGGACAGAGGGGCCCUGGGGCUGCAACUGGAUGAGCUGAGGGGGUACUGCCUGCCCUGGGACACCCUGAAGGACUUGGAGAUGGUAGAGUGGGAGGCCUGGGGUGGUUGUGAGCUGGUUAUGGCAGCACUGGGCCUGUGGGUAUAUGUCAUGUAUGCAUUUAUAACAGAAAGCUGGUGUGUGUGUGUUUAUUGUAGAGAGGCAUCGGCAUGGACGGUUGGUGAUGUGGAGCUUGUUGGCAGACUGUUGUUUACUCUCUCUCCAAAACAGAUCAACUCCAUCCCACUGGUGGUGUUGAGUGCAGACACGGUGGAGGAGGUUCUGGCAGGUCAGUGGCGCUGGGAGAACAGUGAUGUGGGUCAGGCCUGUAUGUCCCAGUGUGUGGACCAGAAGGGCCAGAGAGAGAGGAUCCACAGUCUGAUACGGGGGGUUGUCAGAGCACAGAGCAGGAGAAAAGUCCCAAGCUGUGGUGACAUAAGAGGCACCUUCCCCUCAGCAUGGACAGCCAAUCAGCUGAGCCGGAUGGCAGGGGAGGAGUUGAGGCAGUGCGUGGAGGUCAUAGGUCAGGACGCUUCACUGAGCCCUGAGCAGCGCCGAGCACUGUGGGUAAAGCUCAGGCAGGCCUACAGUCCAGUUAGAGGCCUGAGACCAGAGCAGGUCCUGGGGCUCGGCUGUCUGGUCACUGAGCUGGGGGAGAGAGAGCUCCAGGACAUUAACCUGACUGACCUGGGUGUCCUGGCCUACCUGGGGGCUCUGACCGACUGGAGCCCAAAAAAGAUGAGAGCAGCAGUUGUUGGUGUGAUGCGGAAGCAGAAGUUGAAGGUGGAGCAGCUCGGAGCUGUAGAAGUGGCUUCUCUAGGACACCUGCUCUGUGGUUUAACACUGUCAGAGAUCAACAGACUGGACCCCUACAACCUCAGCAUGGCUGCUCUGUUCCUGAGGGAGCUGGCCCUGCCGUGUUCAGAGCAGCAGAUGGAGGCUCUGACCGCCCGUCUCUCCAGUCCUCAGGCCUUUGGCCCCGUCAGUACCUGGGGCCCAGAGGUCUUCACUGAGAUCGGCACACUAGCAGCGGGUCUGGAGGACAUGGUUCUGUCUGCUCUGGUACAGGAGCAGAUGGAGGGGCUCAUCCCCGAAGCUAUCGCCCUGAUUCCCCCCACAAAGAUGGCUGUGGUAUUCAGUGCGGUCCAGCUGUCGUGGCUGAAUGUGGAGCAGGCGUGGGUGGUCACAGAGAAGCAGUGGGCGGAGCUGAACAGUGGGCAGAGACAUGCCUUGGGCCUGGCGCAGUAUGAGGGGGAUGUCCUGUUAGAGCACAGAGGGAGGAAUGUGGCCCCGGCAACACGGUCAGCUGACAGCCUCACUGUGUGCUUAUUGUCUCUAUGCUGUAUGUUAUGGCAACUAUCGUGCAACACACAGUAACCCAUUUGUAUUUAUUUGUUCUUUGACCUUCUUUUAUUGAAUUGUAACAUUUGUACUUAAAAAUAAACCAAACAUUUUGAACUGUGUUCCAUUUGUAUCCUGGAAUGAACCCUUCACCUCAUGCUAUUCAAAUGCCUGACAUACUC
Messenger RNA from Oncorhynchus mykiss (rainbow trout), 5666 nucleotides. The record is from RefSeq and is a predicted model, not a curated record. NCBI's taxonomy places the organism in Eukaryota, Metazoa, Chordata, Actinopteri, Salmoniformes, Salmonidae.